GCCCGAACCCCUGCCCUGACCGGUCGGCGUUCCGUCCUCGCCCAGCGGGGUCAGACUGGUGGCGUGUCCUCCCCACCCGAGCCCGCCCGGCGCUGCACCGGCGUCCCGGAGAGGAAGAUGGCGGCCGCCGUGCUGGGCGCGCUGGGCGCUGCGUGGAUGCGGAACCUGAGGAGCCGAGCGACUCCGGCCUCGGGGCUUCUGUCGCCUCUCAGUGCCGGGCUGCAGUCGGAUAUCCACACAAGUGCUUCUCUCGACAUUUCCCGAAGAUGGGAGAAGAAGAAUAAAAUUGUCUAUCCUCCGCAACUUCCUGGAGAGCCUCGCAGACCGGCAGAAAUCUACCACUGUCGAAGACAAAUUAAAUACAGCAAAGACAAGAUGUGGUAUCUGGCAAAAUUGAUACGAGGAAUGUCUAUUGACCAGGCUCUGGCCCAGUUGGAAUUCAGUGAUAAAAAGGGCGCUCAAAUAAUUAAAGAGGUUCUCCUAGAAGCACAGGACAUGGCGGUGAGAGAGCACAACGUGGAAUACAGAUCCAAUUUAUACGUCGCUGCGUCCACCUCAGGGAGAGGCCAGUGCCUGAAACGAAUCCGCUACCACGGCAGAGGGCGCUGCGGCAUCAUGGAGAAGGUGUACUGCCAUUACUUUGUGAAGCUGGUGGAGGGGCCCCCGCCCCCUCCCGAGGCGCCCAAGACCGCCCUCUCCCACGCCCAGGAGUACAUCCAGCAGCUUCGAAACCGCACCAUCAUCCACACCCUGUGACACGCUCAGACGCGCACCGGAUAUACUUGUAAAAAUAAAAGUUAAAGAGAAACACUUUC
Messenger RNA from Perognathus longimembris pacificus (Pacific pocket mouse), 815 nucleotides. It is a transcript of the gene Mrpl22, whose product is annotated as mitochondrial ribosomal protein L22. The transcript has 7 exons. Lineage: Eukaryota; Metazoa; Chordata; Mammalia; Rodentia; Heteromyidae. Gene Ontology annotation, biological process: ribosome assembly; translation. The record is from RefSeq and is a predicted model, not a curated record. Gene Ontology annotation, molecular function: structural constituent of ribosome. Gene Ontology annotation, cellular component: mitochondrial large ribosomal subunit; ribosome. Bases 118 to 756 code for a protein of 212 amino acids.